Exaiptasia diaphana is the source of this 4382-nucleotide messenger RNA. RefSeq names its product tudor domain-containing protein 3. Gene Ontology annotation, cellular component: nucleus. NCBI's taxonomy places the organism in Eukaryota, Metazoa, Cnidaria, Anthozoa, Actiniaria, Aiptasiidae. The coding region runs from base 24 to 2954 and encodes 976 amino acids. The record is from RefSeq and is a predicted model, not a curated record. The transcript has 13 exons.
UGAGUGCAAGAAUUCGUGGUGGCAUGGAGGGAAACCUGAAAGAAAAUGGAUGGUUUCUCUCUAGUGAAGGGAUCGCCGAGUGCAAGAAAGCUUGCAUGAAGGAAAAUCCCUCGACAUCAGAAUGUCUCAAGGCUGCCGCUAAUCUGGAUCUAAAAAUAUAUGGUACCAAGUUCUUACCUGAAGACAUCAACAAAGGGAAGAUUGACUUGAUAAAGGGUCCAGGUGURCUUCAAAUCCAAAAACUSAGAAACAUUUCAGCACCCAGGGCAAAUGAAGAGUCUAGUCAUGCUCCAAGAUUGUUGAAGUUUCAACUCACAGAUGGACCAAUCAGCUGCCAGGGCUUGGAAUAUUCAACAAUAUCAGAUCUCAGUUUAUCUACACCUCCUGGCACCAAGAUAUGUCUUGUAGGMUCUGUACCUGUAAGAAAUGGGAUGCUACUAUUGGAUGAUGAAAAUACAAAGGUCAUUGGCGGAGAGGUGGAUAGUUUGGUUAAUAAGUGGAAACUCAACAAGUCAUUAGCUAAACAUUCACGAAACACUGGCAAUACUGAAGGUGGGCCACCUCCCUUUGUUCCAUUCAAUCAAGGAAAAUCACGUGAAGAAAACAGAGGCAGGGGAAAUAGUGGUUAUGUACCAAAUGGCCAUGAAAUUCACAGUGACUCGCAACGUAGACCAGAUCGAUAUAGAGGACAAGAGAAUGCACCCAGAAGAGGAGGACGAGAUAGAGAGGAACAGGGRGACAAAGGKCGAACACAGCGGGGAGGGGAUUCAUUUAGAGGUCGCGGCAACCACGAUAGACGAAACGAUAACCGAUCAAGUCAUCGAGAAAAUAGAGGAAAUCGCGACUCCAGAGGUGGRAAUAGGAACUAUGAAUCAAAUGCACAUAUGAAUACUGGUGAUCGAUACAGUCAAAGACGAACUGACCAUAAUAGAUCAGACAGGAAUGACAAACCAUCAAAACCAAGUGAUUCAGGCGGAGAUAGUCCUCUUAGCCGCUCUCGAAGCGGGUCUGGAAUCAGGGAGAAUGGGACUAGUGACGUAACUACACGUGAUGACGAUUCUUCCAUUCGAUCACUGGAUGGACAGGCAAGAGGUGUUCCAAGUGGGCGUGGCAGUGCACGUGGUGGACGAGGAGGUCGUCGGGAAGCAUURGGUCGAGCAAGGUCAACUUCAGUAGAUCAAGAUGAAUCAGACGAGUAUAGAGCCCGGCAACCAUCAGAGAAAGGCACUAUUUGGGACUUCGUGAAACACUCCAUUGCAACUCCUCCGAAACCCUGUACUCCUCCGGCGACAGAGAAAGAAACACAGCAAGCGGAAGAGGAAAAAGAAUCUCAGUCCACUGGUGAUAGUACACUACAAGRAAACCCAACUGAAACUACUGAAACUACAAUAAAAGAUGAACCGACCGACCAAACUACACAACCAUCAACAGAACAAACAGACAAACGAACAAAAGCCGACACUAGACAAAUAAAUCAACAAGGAAAAGAACAGCCAAAGGUUCAAAUAAAAAAUACUGAGCACAAAGCCAAAGAACCCGAAAAAACGACGCGAAACCAAGAMACUUCAUUUGGGUCKAAUAGGGAUCAUAAACAACGUUCUUAUCAACAAAGGCAGCAGCAGUCUGGCGGGCAAGGACGAGGGAGGGGACCCAGAGGACGACAUGAUGAUGGUAGAUCGUAUAACCAAAGCUUACCACCAAGAUUGCAGAAAAAACAGCAGCAGCAGUAUCAUCAGCAACACUUCAUGUCACUAGAGAAAGAAACGCGAGAUAAAUCAAGCUCACCUGGCUCAGGAUCUGGCAGCGAAACGCGCCUAAGUCAAUCACCUAGUGUUGACUCUAGUCCCUCUAGUAAGAGCAGCGAUGACAUGAAACCGYUACGAAGACAGAAAAACUACCYUCGACAACAACGACAGCAAAACGAAGCUGAACAACCAAAGCAAAGCCAAUAUGAUAACCAACAAGUCCAGAGUACUUAUCUACCAGCACAACAGUCUCCAUACCAUGUAGAACAACAAGUCUAUGAGCAACCYGAAGGUACWGCCAUCAUGCCACAGGAAUAUAAUUAUCARCAACCAGCCCCACCUCCUCCCACACAGCAGUAUCCUGUCUACCAAAUGCAGACUCAGAUGGGUCCUCCACAGGCAGUUAUGGUCACACAGCCGAUAACAUCCCCGUCUCAACAGCAUAUCCAGACCCCUAUUACAACAGCUCAGAUUCGAUGGAAGAAAGGGAACCAGUGUCUUGCUCUACGUCGYGAUGGUCAGUACUACAGCGCSAAGAUAGAACACGUGACUCCCGAUGGUCAACAGUGCAUGGUGUCGUUCCAGGAUUUCCACGGCGGCUGUGAGAUGACGUCCAUUACGUCGCUGCGGCCGUUUCCUAUUAUAGCUUGGACCGAACCUAAUGCCCAGUCUCUCCCGGCAACCACMAUGACUCCGGUUCCAAUCUAUGCUCAACCAGCACAAGUAACGAUGGUUCCCAGACCCCAAGUCAUGGUUCCAGUCCAAGCACAACACCCAGCGUAUAUAGCUCCUAAAGGACCAAUAGCAAGCCCGUCUAACGUAGCGCCUYCUCAGGGCCUCCCUCAGCCUCCUCCCGGCAUGCAGUGGCAGCCGGCCCAUGUGGGGUACCACGACCUUCGAACACAGGCAUACCAACCUGCUAUGAUUCAUUACGACCCUAUGACACAAACACCUGUACGGCAGGCUUACUAYCCUAUGCCUCCUGCGGGAACAGUGCAGUUUGUACGAGGAGUCAAAGAGUUGCACGGCCAAGAUCUCUACCCACAUCAAGGKGGACCCAUGAAUGACGGURCAGACGCAGCCAACAAAAUACAACCAACAGCACCAAUUUAUUACAAUGUGAAGACAAAGAAAGCUGGCGCYGGUAGACCUCCCCAAGCUAUGUAUGUAGCACCGCGGCCACAGCAAGCCUACGAAGGGAACAACUGACUUCACAGUAUAAUUCUUGUUAUUUUUUACGCUGUUACUCUCGUUCCUUCUUCUUUUUGUAUUUAACUUUWAAUUAUACUCAAUAACAUUCCUCAUAAAUAUUUGAACGUAAAAGUACAAUCUCGCAAGCAUGAGCUAACACUCGAAUGAUACCGUUGUUUGGGAACCGUUCUCCGAAUCGCACAUGUGCCGACUUCAAUGCAAAUAAGAUGAGAAAGAAACAAAAAGAUCCRUAGAAUUUGAAUUGAAUUGGGUACAUGUGAGGUUCGGUGUUUGAAACGUAGUCUCCUUCGCAUCCGUUUUCGUGAGGGGAGGGACAGGAAGCCCGACACGAAAACUGAUGCGAAGGAGACUAUUUGAAACACAGAAUAUGGAGUAUUGAGGUCGAAUGUUUGGUAUGUGUGGAUGUUAAUGUUCGAGUGAUAAGGUUGUAUUUUUGUCUUGUUAACAUUCGACAGUUUUCGUUCUUUGAGUUGUUUCAUCUGACAGUUUAUCAGAAAUGAACAGCAUAAAGUUUGUUAAACACUUUUGCACUUAUUUAUUUUACUUGUUGUACGAAGCUUAACAGCACCUGAACGAGGGCAGUGUCGCAGUAGCCUCGCCAUGGUGUCUAUAUUUGUACAUAUCGAUUCUUUUAUUGGUUUUAUUGUGAAAUAUUUCCAUACUCCCUAAUACUAUUAUUAGUAGCCUUUUCAUUUUAAAUCAAAUAUAUCUCUAUUAAACAAAAAUAUAAUUAUUCAUCCAAAAAUUUCAGUCUCUUUUAUAGGAGAGCAAUUUGCUGCUCAUAUUGCGUGACCGUCACGGUCACAUUAGUGAGUUAAUGGUAACGCUAUACUAUAUAACUUAGAAAGAUAUCUUGUUGCUAUUGAGUCACUUGUUGUUGUUCUAAAAAUAGAAUUAUAGAUUAUAUAUAUAUACAGUACGAACUAAUUUAUGAAUUAUCUCUACGCCAUUAGAGACAAAAAUAUCAUGCAAUUAUUCCAAGUAAACACAAUUGYAAUAAUUCGUUAUUUGCAAUUUUGUUUAAAAUUGAAGAAUUGCAUAUAAUAGUUGGUUUAUAAGUAGAAUUUUUAGCAAACACGUUGGGCACUUUAUGAACAAUAUAUAUGACAACCGCACAUUUUACCCAGUGAUUCAUGCGAUCUCAUCGCUGUCAAACGUUUUUUGCGUUUGCAAAGAAUUACUGRGUAAAAUGUUUUGGUUUCUAUGAGUAAAGUCAAUAACGUAUUAUUGUCUAGAUUUGAAUAAUGUUAGUAUAUAUCAAUUUACGGUACAAAGUGUAGGAUUUAUUUUUUCAUCAUGUCGUUGAUAUUAGUAGUUGAUGUUAGUAGGUGAAAAAAAGGUGAAGAUCUAAUACUCAGUUAGAUAACUUUAUUUGUUAAAAAAGAUGUUUCAGCAGUUGUGUUCAAAUUAAAAGCUUUUAAAACA